Mercenaria mercenaria is the source of this 2234-nucleotide messenger RNA. RefSeq lists its product as uncharacterized. Bases 136 to 1713 code for a protein of 525 amino acids. The transcript has 13 exons. The record is from RefSeq and is a predicted model, not a curated record. Lineage: Eukaryota; Metazoa; Mollusca; Bivalvia; Venerida; Veneridae.
GUGAUUUCCUUACGCACGACAUUUUACGAGUGAUUGAAUGCUUCAAUUACAUCUAAAUAACUUAAUGAAAUAAAAAACAGGGUUUAGAGCUGAACGAAGUUACCAUAAAGCAGUGGAUCUUACAAAACAAGAAACAUGGCUGCUAAAAGGUUUGGUUUUGCUAAGGGGCUUACCAGCUUCAUGUUACUUUGUGUACAACUGUGUAAAGGUCAAGUACCGGAUAACGUUGAUGGAGGUGCAGACGGUGUUAAUGGUAAUCAAUUUCUCACCGGAAGCCCUAACACAGAGAAGAUCAUACUUGGCUUAAACUGUAUCAAAGACACUACAGAUUCGACAGAGGUUAAGUUCGAGAUGUAUGUUUACCAAAGUGACGACGCCUUUAAGUUUAAUCCGGCAUCUACCACAGUUAGACAAAGCGAACUUGUGACCUACGAGAAGUGUUAUUUUAUUGACGCAGCGCUCUUUGAUACCACGCAAAAUGUCAAGGCAGCGAAUGCUCAUGCAAACUGCGGAAACAGCGUGGAUUUCUCUCCGUUGGAAACACCGACAAGUAGUUCGACUGAUUAUGAGAAGCGAACGAAGAAGGCAACACUAUCUGUACCAAAUCCGGCACAAUCCGUACAAUACCAGUGUGGCGCAAGAAAAGUAGGCAAUGAGAUAGAGGUUGCUGUUUACUGCAAACGAGAUGUUGACUAUGAUAAAGAUUUCGACAUUGUUUUUAUUGCUAGACAUGGCACAGAUGGCUGUACGGCAACAUCAGUUUCGCCGGACAAAGCAAAAAUUGCCGAUCCAAAUACUGUGAGCGUGAAAUAUAAUAUAGAAGUGACAAUGAAAGCGUACAAACAUACUGAUAUCGGGACUGUAGUCAACGGCCCAGAAAGUCCCAGCGCUAAUGAAAUAACGGCUGCUACGCCACUAGGAACGGCAACCUACUUGGAGGUUUGCGCGAAGAUCCCUCAAGUUACUACAGCUACUGCCAACGACAUAAAUAACCAGUUCUUUGAGAACGGAAUUUCUCCGAUGGCUUUUAUGCCACACUCUUGCACGGCGGCCGCUGAUAUUGCCAACCAGGACUUUCAAGCCAAUAUAGAAGCAAAGACUGUGUGGGCUAACCUAAAUGACGCAUUUGGGUGCGGUGCUGCAGGGACGGGUGCUGCUGCAGACAAAGGGCUAGCCGAGUAUUUUGCCUCAGAUGUGUUCAUAUUCAAAUAUGCGGAAACAACACCCGCUGUUGCUAACAGCCAUCUUAUGUCUCCGAAUUGUGUCAGAUCCAUAACAUUUCCGCUAGUGUCCUAUGCCAGACUUAAAGCUGCGGAUAUUGUAGAUACUAUCUUCACAUGCAAACUAGACCCUUGUACAUCAGGAGGUGACAAUAAAUGUUUUGCUGAUAAAGCUGGAGGAAGCAAUAACUACCCGACUUGCCCACCACCCUCAGGAAGAAAAAGGCGAGAAACUAUCAAAGUUGGUCCAGAGAUACCCUCAGAAGUGUCCGUUCGCGUGAAAGUCAUGAUGCCAGGAGCGAACAGGACCAGCACAGAUAAGUUUGACGGCUGUUUCGAGAAGAAGACUUUUAUUGGCCUCACAUCUGGAUUGGUGGCACUGCUGACAGCUGUACUCAUUGCUGCUAUCUUCCUUUCCGUAAAACUGAGUACAUCUCCCCCAGAAUCAUCAACUGAUUCUAUGACCGGCAUACAAAACAAAGGGUAUUACUAAAUACAGACUGGCUCAAAGACGAAGAUACAUAAUUAUAUUAUGAUUGAUUUCAAGUCGAUGUUUGAAAACCGAAGAAUCAAUAUACUGUGCCCUUUUGGUCACAUGCGUCAUCGUGUCAUCAUUUCCUGAACUUGAUAUAAAUUUUCUCUGCAUUUUUAUACUUUUCUUGUUUACACAUAUCUCGGAUAUAUAGCAUUUUACAUAUUUGAUAUUUUACAGAAUCUUAAAUCUGUUUCCUUCACAGAUAUAAUCUGAGUAAAAUGUUUGAAUUUUUCAAAGACGUCUAUUACUUUUAAGCUUAGAAGGUAUAAGAACAUGUGUGGGAAAUAUAUUUUUAUAUAAAAAAGUAAACAUUUCUUUUCUUUGAAAAGUCCUUGUACUUGAUUAUAUACAUAUCUGUCGUGUUUUUUUUCUGUUGUUUAGCUUUAUGCAUCUAUUGUUUAGCUUUAUGCAUAUAUCUACAAAUGUAGCUUUUAGCCUUUAUCUAUAUGCCAUGUAAGAUAAUAAAUAAAAAUGUUUAG